CUUUUUUUUUGCGCAAUUCGGUCCCCCUUAUUUCUCCUGCGGCUACGCCAAUGACUUUUGGGCUUCUUUUAAUUCAUACACAAGAGCUUUACUCUGUAAGACAAAUUGAACACAUCGGAGUGAUUGGUUGCAUCAAAUUUCAAGGCCAAUGCCAAACGUCAAAAGCUGUACUUGUCAAAAACGUAACCAAAUAAAUAAUAAAAAAAAAAGGAAAUAAACAAUUAUUUAUUUUAUGUGGCGUAUAAUAUAUCGCUGGCUUGUUAAUUCUUUUCAAAAAUUUGUAUCCUAUAGUUUAUACUUAACAGGAUUUUCUAUUAGUAAGUACUUAAAGAUGACUGGAUUAACUAAAGACCAAGAAGCAUUUCUAGAGGAAUGUAAUUUAGAGUUUUUCGAGCGUUUUACAGAUUCAGAUUUAGAGUUUAAGAGAGUUUUUGAUUCUGAAAUACCUCCACCCCCAAUUGUAACACCAUGGUACGGAAAACAGAGGUUUAACAACAGAGAUCGAGACAGACCAGGAGGUAGCUAUAACAAUUUCAGGAAUUAUGGAAGAGAAGACAGGGAAGAACAGAGCAGUAACUAUUAUGGAGAUAGGGAUAGGGGGUAUCAUAAUAAGGAAAGGCAUUUUAGACCUUACUGAUGCUUUUUUAGUAAUGUGAAAGAUUAUUGUAUUGUAUGUUGAUCAAUUUUAUAAAAAUAAUUUC
This is a messenger RNA of Psylliodes chrysocephalus, 701 nucleotides long. The record is from the annotation of a GenBank genome assembly. Lineage: Eukaryota; Metazoa; Arthropoda; Insecta; Coleoptera; Chrysomelidae.